Messenger RNA from Aspergillus oryzae RIB40, 336 nucleotides. RefSeq lists its product as uncharacterized. Lineage: Eukaryota; Fungi; Ascomycota; Eurotiomycetes; Eurotiales; Aspergillaceae. The transcript has 2 exons. The record is from RefSeq and is a predicted model, not a curated record. Bases 1 to 336 code for a protein of 111 amino acids.
AUGCUGUGGCUAACAGUUGUUGUCCUUAGCCUCACGAGCAAGAAAUGGAGGGUCUUCUUCUGGUGCUUUAUCGCCUUCAACACCAUUACCAGCGUACUCGACGCCGCCGUUAUAUUUCCUCAAUGUACCCCCGUGGAACUUAACUGGGAUAAAUCGGUGGAAGGACACUGUUGGUCGGCUAACGCUAUCGAUGCGAUUGGAAUCACCCAAGGAGCGAUUGCUGCAUCAACGGAUUUUGCGUUGUCCAUUCUGCCAAUUGUUUUUCUAUGGAACAUCAAACUCCCUAAGCGAGUAAAGGUGGGCAUAUGCGGGAUCAUGGCCUUGGGGUUCGCGUGA